ACACACUUCCAGCAACGAGCUCGGAUUGGCGAAACUCAGAAGUGAAAUGAGCGAUGGAGGACAUUGCAUCAAACUUCCGACCUUCUUCAGGAUCCUACUUCACUCCCCUGUUGAUUUCCCUGGCCGGAAUAGUCUCCACUACUCUAGCAGUAAUAGCAUAUCAUUUCAUAGUGGUGAAGUUCUGCAUGAGGCAUAGGCAAAGGCAGAGACAGAGAAUACUCGAAGUGUUUUCUAAUCUCUCGCCGCAAGCAAACCUCAACAUCAACAACCUAAAUGGGGUGGAUGAGAAAGUUUUGAGCUCUAUCCCAAUUCUCUCUUACUCCACCAAAGACGGACAAAUCGGUCUGCAUCAAAGUGAAUGUGUGAUUUGCUUGGGUGAACUGGAAGAUGGUGACAUGGUAAGGCUUCUUCCCAACUGCAAACAUGUGUUUCACAAUCCAUGCAUAGACAAAUGGUUCCUGCAACAUACAAACUGUCCCGUUUGUAGGGCACCUAUAGCCGCGCCCGUUAAAUAUGUAGAACCUUUGCCUGCAGAUCAAGAAACCCAAGAUCAAGAAGUUCGAGAUCCAUUUAGCAGCAUCGAGUGUCCUAAUUCGACUUCGAAUUUGAUUUUGUCUCCUAACAGUCACGAGGAAUUAAGAGGUCUACUUAGCGUCCAGUUGCCAAAACCAAAUCAUUUGCUAAGGAAUUGUGUCUCGCUUGUGCUGUUACCUAUAGAAGGGAGUAAUAAGCAGCAGAGGUUUGUGAAUGGGUUGGAGAGGUCUUUGUCUUUGGAUCUCUCACACAUCCUCAUAAACGUACAAAGAGAAUGUGAUGAUCAGAAGCCCUCUUCAUCAUCUUCUUCUCCUCCUCCUCCUCACAAUUCUAAAGCGGUUCUUGUAGAGUGUGGAUCAUUCAGGGAACGAUCUCUCAGACAGUUCGAUCGGAUGUCGACAGUGUUAAUACGAUCUCUCUCGCAGUUGCGGGUGGGGCAAAGUAGCAGCAUGGCUAAUGGUCGUGAAAUUCUUCCUUGUUAGGAUUU
Argentina anserina (silverweed cinquefoil) is the source of this 1021-nucleotide messenger RNA. Its product is annotated as RING-H2 finger protein ATL5-like. Gene Ontology annotation, biological process: protein ubiquitination. The transcript has a single exon. Bases 54 to 1016 code for a protein of 320 amino acids. The record is from RefSeq and is a predicted model, not a curated record. Gene Ontology annotation, molecular function: transferase activity. NCBI's taxonomy places the organism in Eukaryota, Viridiplantae, Streptophyta, Magnoliopsida, Rosales, Rosaceae.